AUGCCUCAGGUACCAUUGCUUCGACUCCAGUGCGGAGUCAAUAGUUAUGAUUGGGGCAAGGUCGGCCACGAGUCGGCUGCUGCGAAAUACGCAGCAACCACAGCAUCUUCUGAUUUCUCAAUACAGUCCGACAAGCCUUAUGCAGAGUUAUGGAUGGGCACGCAUCCUUCGCUUCCUUCGAAAGACCUCGAGACUCAGCGGACCCUGCUCGAUAUGGUACAAGACAACCAAGCAUUGAUCUCUCCGGAGGUCAGCCAGCGGUAUGGCGGAAAGCUCCCCUUCUUGUUCAAGGUGCUUUCGAUCAGAAAAGCGCUUAGCAUCCAAGCUCAUCCGAACAAGAAGCUUGCGGAGAAGCUUCAUGCUAGAGAUUCUCGAAACUACCCUGAUGACAACCACAAACCGGAGAUGACCCUCGCCAUCACCCCCUUCGAAGGCCUGUGUGGCUUCCGACCUCUGGCCGAGAUCUCCCAUUUUCUCAAAGCGGUAGCAUCCCUCCGUCAACUGGUCGGCGAACAGGCUGCCAGCGAAUUCGAGAACACAGUCCAAGGCGCGGAGAACUCGGAAGAUCCGGCGGCUACAGAGAAGAAUAAGCAGGCGCUUCGCUCGCUCUUCGCCUCAUUGAUGAAAUCCUCCCCCGAGAGCAUUGAGGCCGCGACGAAAGGCCUUGUUGCCGCCGCGCAGAACUCCCCAGAAACGUUUGCGACAUUGGAUAGCGCACCGGAAACCAACCCCAGCAAUCCCGCGGAGUUGGCAGCCAUUACCGUGCGCCUGAAUGAGCAAUUCCCCAACGACAUCGGUUCCUUUGUGUUCUUCCUUCUCAACUUUGUCAAGCUGGAACCCGGUGAGGCCAUGUUCCUCAAGGCUGAUGAUAUCCACGCAUACAUCUCUGGCGACAUCAUCGAAUGCAUGGCCUCGUCGGACAAUGUCGUGCGCGCAGGCUUCACGCCCAAGUUCAAAGAUGUUGACACACUCGUCGACAUGCUGACAUACUCCUAUGCGCCCAUCUCGGAGCAGAAACUGGAGCCUACCGACUAUCCGUAUGCGGUACUUAACGCCCCGGCUUACUCCAGUGGUUCUUCCUGCACCCUGUACGAUCCCCCGAUUGAGGAGUUCAGCGUGGUCAAGACGGAUCUCAAGCGCACAGGAGCCAAGACCACAUUUGACGGGAUCUCAGGUCCUAGCAUUAUGAUCUGCACCGCUGGCACGGGGAAGAUUACAGUCGGUCCUAAGACCGAGGAGGUCAAAGAGGGCUAUGUGUUCUUUGUUGGAGCCAAUGCGGAAUGCAUUCUUGAGAGCACAGGAGAUGAUGUCUUCACCACUUUCAAGGCCUUCUGCGACUUGACGGGUAAGGAGGACAUGGUGAAUGGGAACUAG
Aspergillus clavatus NRRL 1 is the source of this 1374-nucleotide messenger RNA. RefSeq names its product mannose-6-phosphate isomerase pmi1 (gene pmi1). The record is from RefSeq and is a predicted model, not a curated record. Gene Ontology annotation, cellular component: cytosol. Lineage: Eukaryota; Fungi; Ascomycota; Eurotiomycetes; Eurotiales; Aspergillaceae. The coding region runs from base 1 to 1374 and encodes 457 amino acids. Gene Ontology annotation, biological process: GDP-mannose biosynthetic process; carbohydrate metabolic process. Gene Ontology annotation, molecular function: zinc ion binding; mannose-6-phosphate isomerase activity. The transcript has 5 exons.